Molecule: messenger RNA, 4326 nt
Organism: Adineta steineri
Lineage: Eukaryota; Metazoa; Rotifera; Eurotatoria; Adinetida; Adinetidae
Source: the annotation of a GenBank genome assembly
AUGAUUUCUUUCAGGGAAUUCUCCUGUUGGUCAAGACAUCCAAUUGCAACAGCUGUUGGAAUAUUUUUUCUCUUUACAAGUAUAGCAAUGAUUACUGGUGUGUUGAUUGUAAGUCUGACAUCAUCCAAAUCAAAAGUUCAACAGUGUGAGUUGAAUUUUACAGCAACAGUUCCAAAUACAAUUGAGUAUUAUUACGAACCUCGAUCUGUUGCAAUUGGUGAUUUCAAUAAUGAUAAUUUAUUAGAUAUGGUUAUUGCCAAUCGAGCUGUUAAUAGUAUAACAAUAUUUCUUGCCCAAGAUCACGGUAUUUUCAAAGGUGAAAUUAAAUAUUCAACUGGUUUGUAUUCGACUCCGUCAAUGGUGACUGUUGGUGAUUUUAAUCAUGAUGAUCAACUCGAUAUUGCUGUUGCAAAUUUUGGUACCAAUUGCAUAGGUAUAUUUCUAGGAUAUGAAAAUGGUUCCUUUGAUAAACAAAUUGAAAUUUCUACUGGUAUAUCACGUCCACGUUGGUUAAAUAUAACUGAUAUUGAUAAUGAUAAAAUUCUUGAUAUUGUUAUCGCUAAUUAUGGGACUGACAUGAUUAGUAUUUUAUUCGGAUUUGGAAAUGGUAGCUUUUUAAAUCCGAUUGCAUAUUCAACAGGAUAUGAUUCUUUACCAUUUUAUGUUGUCACUGGAGACUUUAAUAAUGAUAAUCAGUUAGAUAUAGUUGUUGCUAAUUAUGGUACAAAUAAUAUAGGUUUAUUUCUUGCAAAUGGAAACAGAACUUUUCUAGAUCAAAAGACAUUUUCAACUGGUAUAAAUUCUCAUCCAUCUUCAAUUGUUGUUGGCUAUUUCAAUGAUGAUAAUUUCUUAGAUAUAGCAGUUGCUAAUUAUGGAAGUAACAAUGUCGGUGUAUUUUUAGCUAAAGGUAAUGGAACUUUUACAAGUCAAACAAACUAUUCACUUGAUAAUGUUUCUCCAAUUUCAAUUGACAUCGGUGAUUUUAAUAAUGACAAUCGAAUGGAUUUAAUUGUAACUAAUCAAGGCAUUAAUAAUAUCGGUGUAUUAUUAGGAUUGGGCAACGGUAUUUUUUCCGAACCAAGAAUGAAUUCAACUGGAUCUUUGUCUUCUGUAUCAAUUGCUGUAACUGAUUUGAACAAAGACAAUCUAUUAGAUAUUAUCGUUGUUAGCGAUGAUACUGGUACUAUUAAUGUUCUUUUUGGAUAUGAUGAAGGUUUUCAACCUCAAACAACGUUUUCAGCAGAUGCUGGUCCACUAUCGGUAGCUGUUGGUGAUUUCGAUCAGGACGGGCAACUUGAUAUUGUUGUUACUAAUUCUUAUUUUAAUAAUAUAAGCGUACUUCUUGGUUUUCCUAAUGGUUCUUUUGCAAAUCAAAUGUUGUAUUUAACUGGUUAUCAACCAAAUUCUGUAGCUAUUAGUGAUUUUAAUCAUGAUAAUCAGCUAGAUAUUGUUGUUACCAAUAAAAAAAAUAACAGUAUAAGUGUACUAGUCGGAUAUGGCAAUGGUUCUUUUGAAAAUCAAAUGGAAUAUUUAACUGGUCAAAAACCAACUGCUAUAGCUGUUAGCGAUUUAAAUAAUGAUACUUACUUGGAUAUUAUCGUUACAAAUUCUAAAGACAAUACUACUAGCAUACUUCUUGGAAAUGAUAAUGCUACUUUUGCAAGUCAAAUAAUAUAUUCAACUGGUGCUACACCGUCUUCUCUGGCCAUUGGUGAUUUCAACAAGGAUACUCAUCUAGAUAUUGUCAUUGUAAAUUCUGAUGAUAGUAAUGCUUGUAUACUUUUUGGAUAUAGUAAUGGCACUUUUGCGACUAAAAUAACAUUUUGGACAGGUACUUAUCCAUCAUCUAUCGCAGCUGGUUAUUUCAAUAAUGAUACAUUACUUGAUAUUAUUAUUGCUGAUGCUGGAGAUAAUAGUAUAAAUGUACUUCUCGGAUAUGGCAAUGGUUCUUUUCAAUCUGAAGCAAAGUAUCUCGCUGUUUCUAAACCACAAUCGAUAGCUGUUGACGAUUUAAACAAUGAUACUCUAUUAGAUAUUGUCGUAACUAACUCUUUUAGUAAAAAUAUAGCUAUACUAUAUGGUGAUGGAAUUAAUUCUUUUACAAGUGUAAUUACAUAUUCAACGGGUACUGAUCCAACAUCUGUAGCUAUUGGGGAUUUCAAUAAUGACAAACAUUUAGAUAUUGUUGUUACUAAUUUUAAUGACGAUACUGUGAGUGUUUUGUUACAUUAUGCCAGAGGAUCUUUCAACAAUGAAAUGUCAUAUGCAUCUGGUGGUGGUUCUCGUUUACAAUAUGUUGUCGCUCAUGAUUUUAAUAACGAUACUAUUCUAGAUAUUGCAGUGGCUAAUUAUGGUACGAAUAAUAUUGGUAUACUUCUUGGAUUUGACAAUGGAUCUUUUCAAGAGCAAAUCAUGUAUUCAACAGGUUCAAACUCUAAUCCAUAUUCGAUCGCUAUUGAUGAUUUUAAUAAUGACAAUCAAGACGAUCUGGCAAUAGCUAGUUACGGUUCUCAUACUGUUGAUAUGCUUGUUGGAAAUGGACAUGGAAUGUUUGUACGUCAAAUACCUUUUGAAAAUAAUUUGAAUCUCGCUCCAAUUACUAUUACAACUGGUGACUUUAAUAAUGAUGGACAAUCAGAUAUUGCUGUUACUUAUAAUGAUACUGAUAAUAUAUAUAUUCAUACUGCAUAUGAUACUGGUACUUUUACAAAUAAAACAUCGUUUUUAACUGAUUUUUGGCCAUAUUUUAUAGUUGUCAGUGAUUUAAAUCAUGAUACUCAAUUGGAUAUUAUCGUUACUGAUAUUUUGGACGACAGUGUAAAUGUACUUUUAGGAUAUGGCAAUGGUUCUUUUGCAAAUCGAACGGUAUAUUCAACCGGUUCCAUGCCAGCGUCCGCAGCAGUUGGUGAUUUCAAUAAUGAUAAUCACGUAGAUAUCGUCGUUGCAAAUAGUGGAGACCAUACUAUAGUUAUACUUUUUGGAGAUGGUCAUGGUUCGUUUGUAAAUCUUACAACGUAUACAAGUGGUCAGCUGCCAAUUUCCGUAGCUGUUGGUGAUUUCAAUAAUGAUACUCAAUUAGAUAUUGCUGUUGUUAAUCAAAUUGAUGAUAUAGUUGGUAUAUUUCUUGGAUUUGGUAAUGGUUCUUUUGCAAAUCAAAGUACGUACUCAAUUGGUGGUACACCAAUUUCUAUAGCUGUUCAUGAUUUCAAUAAUGACAAAAAACUUGAUCUUAUUGUUGUAAAUUCUUUUGACAAUACAAUAAGUAUACUUCUGGGACAUGGGAAUGGUUCUUUCUCUAAUCAAGUCAAGUAUCCUACUGGAUUGAAACCAUAUUAUGUAGCUGUUGGUCAAUUGAAUCAGGAUGCUUACGUUGAUAUUGUAGUUAUUAACAAUGGAGAGAACAGUAUCAGUGUCUUUCUCGGAUUUGGUAAUGGUUCUUUUGCAAAUCAAACAAAAUAUUUAACUGGUGGUUCACCAACUUUUGUAGCUGUUGCUGACUUCAAUGAUGAUACUAAACUUGAUAUAUUCGUUACUAAUAGUGAUGAUAACAAUGUUGGUGUAUAUGUUGGAUUUGGUAAUGGUUCUUUUACGAAUCAAACAACAUAUUCAACAGGAUCUUAUCCAUUAUUUAUAGCUCUUGGUAAUUUUAAUAACGAUACUCGAUUAGAUUUUGUUGUUUCAAUUCCUGUUAUUAAUAAUAUUGGUGUAUUUUUUGGAGUUCCUAAUCAUGCUUUUUUAUUUGAACAAAUACUUGUAACAGGUAAUGGUUCUCGUCCACGAUCAUUGACUAUUGCUGAUUUCAAUAAUGACAAUCAUCUGGAUAUUGCUGUUACAAAUUCAGGUACUAAUAAUAUCGGUAUUUUAUUUGGAUCCAAUAAUGGUUCUUUUGAAAAUCAAAUAACAUAUCCUGCUGGCUUAUCUCCACGAUCGAUAGCUGUUGGUAAUUUCAACAACGACACUCAAUUAGAUAUUGUUAUCGCUAAUUCUGAAAAUAUAAGCAUAUUUUUUGGUCAUGAUAAUAGUUCUUUCAUAAAUCAAACAACAUAUUUCAUUGGAAACAAUGCUCAAUCUUAUUCGAUUAUUGUUGACGAUUUUAAUAAUGAUACUCUAUUAGAUAUCAUUGUUGCAAAUUAUGGUGGAGAUAAUAUAGUUAUACUCGUCGGAUAUGGUAAUGGUACUUUUGAAGAACCAAAAAUAUUUUCGAUGGGUUAUGGAUCUUCUCCAUUUUCUAUUGCUGUUGGUGAUUUCAAUAGAGACAAAAAAUUAGAUUUUGCUGUAGGCAACUAUGUUGCUGAUAACUUAAAAAUAAUGCUACAAAAUUGUUAA